Molecule: messenger RNA, 708 nt
Organism: Aspergillus calidoustus
Lineage: Eukaryota; Fungi; Ascomycota; Eurotiomycetes; Eurotiales; Aspergillaceae
Source: the annotation of a GenBank genome assembly
AUGCCACGAAAAUCGCGUCAAUCACGUCAAAACUUGGUGGAGCAAGAGGGAAGGAUUCAGCUUGCAAUUAAAGCUCUUGAAAAUUAUGACAUACCCAGUAUUCGUCGAGCGGCACAGGUUUUUAAUGUGCCUAAUUCAACACUCCAGGAUCGAAUGCAAGGACACUUAUUUCAAGGAGAACUCCGCAACCAGAACCUCCGACUAUCUCAAACUCAGGAAGAGUCUUUAAUGCAAUGGAUUGAAGUAAGAGAUAAGCGCGGAGUUGCUCCAAGGCCUUCACAUGUGCGGCAAAUGGCCGAUAUAAUCCUUAAGAAAGACUCGAAGACCCCCCCUCAACCUAUGAGAAAGAACUGGGUCACGCAAUUUAUUAAUCGCCAUGAUAGCAUUAAAUGCCGCUUUGCUCGACGAUACAAGUAUAAGAGGGCUCUCUGCGAGGAUCCUAGGGUCAUUAAGGACUGGUUCAAACGUUUAAAAGAGGUUCAAGACGAGCACGGCAUUCAGGAUGAGGAUAUUUUCAAUUUCGAUGAGACGGGCUUUGCUAUGGGUCUUAUUGCAACUGCUAAGGCCAACGUGAAUGGGUCACUACAAUCGAAUGCAUCGGUGCCAUGGGAUUUAGUGUUCCAACUUGCAUUAUCUUCAAAGGAAAGGUCUAUAUGGAAGGAUGGUUCGAAGAACUCGAUUUACCACCUGAUUGGAGGGUUGAAGUAA